Messenger RNA from Leptomonas pyrrhocoris, 786 nucleotides. RefSeq lists its product as hypothetical. The transcript has a single exon. The coding region runs from base 91 to 786 and encodes 231 amino acids. Lineage: Eukaryota; Euglenozoa; Kinetoplastea; Trypanosomatida; Trypanosomatidae. The record is from RefSeq and is a predicted model, not a curated record.
AGCCGUAACAAGUCUCUGUGCACGUUAUCUUGUAUCUUCUUCUCCUUUCCAUAUACUACAGGUUUGUCUUUAUCCAACCAAGGAUUCACGAUGGACUUCUUGCAAAUUGUCGAUCCACAGUCGUUGGCCGCGGUGUCUGUAAUACGGGUGCUCGUUGAACUAGCCGUUGUUGCCGUCUCUGCGGUGGCGGUGGGUGUCUGCCUCCGCGUCGUGCCGGAGAAGUUGGUUCCACGAUCCACGGCAUCCCCUGCGCGCGUCGCCGCACCGAAGGCGGCACCCGCCGCACAGCCUCGCCCUGCUGCUGCAGCACCCAAAGCGGCGGCAGCCGUGCAGACGGGGUUCCCCGCCCCACCCACGGCGAUGGCGCCUGCCGCUCCAGUUACAGCUGCAGCUCCAGCGGCGACAUCCAAAGCAGACAGCACCCUCGACGACGUUCUCGACUCCUUCUUUGAGGACGAGGACCUGCUUGACGAGGCGCUGCUCGACACAACCGCGCCCACAAGCAACCCUCUCCACGCGGCGAAGCUGGCGCCAGCGCCAACGAAAAGCGACGUCUUUUCCAAGGAGCUGGCCGCCAAAAUGACAACACAUCUUCGACCCAAAGGCCCCACCAAAGCAAAAGCGGCGUCCCACAAGCCAUUGGAUGCAGCAGCCGCAGCAGAGCAGAAACUAGAUGACGCGUUAGACGCUUACUUGGCCGAGGAGCAGCUUCUGGAUGAAGCCAUUUUGGAUACCGCUGUCCAAGCAGCGCAGCAUGGACCCAGAGAGCCGCCUGGUCCUCCAUGA